GAAUCGUUGGACGGAUCACAGUCAACCGCGAUCGACCACGGCAACCACUACCGACAACAACACCGUCGAAACUACUCUACACCACAUUAUACUCUCAAGAAUUUUCACUCACACGACAUGUCCGCAACACUGAUUGUAUUCGCGGCUUUUGCCGUGGCCUCCACCAUGGCUGUCUACAAGGAGCCCGCUUACCCCGCGGCUGCACCAUCCUACUCAUCGCACGCGGCACCAUCCUACUCGUCGCACGCUGCACCCGCCUACUCGUCCUACCAGGCUCAUGGCUACUCCGCCGCCCCGGCUUAUCGUGCUGCUCCGGCUUAUCCAUCGUAUUCGGCAUACCCAGCUGCACCAGCUUACCCAGCCGCACCAGCCUACCCAGCCGCUCCAGCCUACCCAGCUGCUCCAGCCUACCCAGCCGCUCCAGCCUACCCAGCUGCCCCAGCCUACCCUACCUACCCGGCAGCACCAGCCUACCCAGCCGCACCAGCCUACCCAGCAUACCCCGCCGCACCAGCCUACCCAGCAUACCAAGCCGCUCCAGCUUACUCGGCAUACCAAGCAGCACCUGCUUACUCGGCGUACCAAGCAGCACCUGCUUACUCGGCAUACCAAGCAGCUCCGGCUUACCACGCUGCUCCCGCUUACAGCAAACCAGCGGCAUACCAAUCCGCACCCGCUUCUUACAAACCAGCUCAGUAUUCAGCGCCCAAGCAGUACGCUGCCGCCGCCGCCCCGUCAUCCCCGUCCCCAUACAACUUCCAAUACAGCGUGAACGACGCUCACACCGGUGACGUCAAGAGCCAGAGCGAGUACUCUGACGCCAACGGUUACGUCAAGGGCACUUACAGUCUGGUGGACGCUGACGGUAGCAAGCGCACCGUAGACUACACCGCCGACGACCACAGUGGUUUCAACGCUGACGUCAAGAAGGAGGGCGGAUACGCCGCACAGUCGUCGUCGCCGGCCACAUACAAGCCCGCUUACUGAUGGGCCACGACUGCGUCACCUGAACGUCGCUCACGUCGUCCACUUCAUAAUAUCAUAAUAUUAUAGCAUCAUCGAUACACAUAAUAUAAUAUAUAUGAUUAUACCGCGUUCCGAGUGCGGUUAUCAGUUGUAACCGUUGUUGUGGUACACCACAGAUGUGAUUAUGCGUGAUACAUUGCUGUCCUCUUACUAUUAAUAUUAUCAUUGUUAUGUGUUUUUUGUAAAUAAAUUUCAUACGUAUUGUAACGAAUAAAA
Myzus persicae (green peach aphid) is the source of this 1242-nucleotide messenger RNA. RefSeq names its product adhesive plaque matrix protein-like. Lineage: Eukaryota; Metazoa; Arthropoda; Insecta; Hemiptera; Aphididae. The coding region runs from base 118 to 987 and encodes 289 amino acids. Gene Ontology annotation, cellular component: extracellular matrix. The transcript is spliced from 2 exons. The record is from RefSeq and is a predicted model, not a curated record.